Messenger RNA from Daphnia magna, 4835 nucleotides. RefSeq names its product probable histone-lysine N-methyltransferase CG1716 (gene Set2). The record is from RefSeq and is a predicted model, not a curated record. Gene Ontology annotation, molecular function: protein binding; histone H3K36 methyltransferase activity. Gene Ontology annotation, cellular component: chromosome; nucleus. Lineage: Eukaryota; Metazoa; Arthropoda; Branchiopoda; Diplostraca; Daphniidae. Gene Ontology annotation, biological process: regulation of DNA-templated transcription.
CCAUGUGGUCAAUAUGGGAAACUUGUGCCUGUCGACAGUUUGGUCGGCACUGAAUAACUGGGGAUGUUGUAAAUGUGGAAUGGACGUGGUUUUAAAUUAGUAAAAAUCUGUUUAAUUGGCUCUUGUUUCACCAAUCUGACUAUUUCAACUUUUGUUGCCUGUGGAAAUGAGUGAACCAGAACUCAGUGCUUCUGAAGAAGGCAUAUUUGCUGCUGAAUCUUCAAAUCAAUCAGCUUCUCCUUCCAAACCAUCUCGUGGGACUAAUAAAAGAGGAAGGGGAAAGUCAAAAAGAAGUCGAAAAUUGUCUAGUGAUAAUGACUCCUCUAGCAAUGGCUUACAUGUUUCAAGUCUGAAGCAUGUAGGCAAAUUUCGAUAUUUGUCAAAUUUGACUCAAACUGAAAAUUCUGAAGCGGACCAUGCCAAACCGGUUGCUAGCCGAGGGAAAAGAGGGAAUGGGAGGGGCAGAGGGAGAGGGAGGAGCUCUUCUAAUCACAUGACCUCUUCCUUGAACACGAGUGAGUCGACGAACCAAGUUAGUAGAAGUGGCCGUCGUAUCAAACCCAAUAACCGUUGGGCCCCAGACGCCGAUUUUGAUCCGGGGCCGGUAAAUAAAGUUCUUCCUGUUCGUCAACGCACGGCUGCCAUAAAAAGUGCUAAAACAAUACCUCAUGACAAACUGGUUUCUCAUCAGCAUUGCGGGAAAGAAAUUAAUGCUGGCAUUGCCGAAGACUUGGCUGCCAUUGGCGAGCCCGUUAAGCAGAAUGAUUCAAUCUGUGAAGAUCGCCUUGUGGAUGACGGCAACGAAAUUAAACAGAGAGUUGAAGAAGAUCAAGUUCAUUUACCUACGAUAAAUUCUCUUUUCGAAACAUCGGAAGCCAAUCACAAAAAUCCUGCUGUUGAGGGAGAAAACACAGAGAAGUUUGAUGAGAAAAUCAACUUUCUUAUACCUGAAGAGGUCAAACUGUCGCAUGAUACAACAUCUACUGUACUCGUCGUCCAGGACCUCACUACGGAGGAACUAGACGUCGUCCUUCACCCACCAGAGAUCUCGGUUGAAGUAGUUUGUUCUAAUGAAUGUGAUGAAAAACAUAUUCUUGAAGAAGAACAGAUGAAAAGUCCCACAGACUACGUCUCAAUGCAAACUGAGCCCUCAUCAAACGUUCUUACCAGUUCGCAAGUCGUGUCAGAUAUUACCGAAAAUUUGAACCUUGAGGUUACGCGCGAGAUUUCCUUGCCCGAGUGUAACAAAGAAGUUCUUAUUCAUGUUUAUGCCAGUGAUUCUACAAGUAGUGAACGCGAAGACUCUUCUCAAGGAUUGGCUGUAAAAGAUAAUGUGACAGAGCAGCUAUAUAACUCAUCGGCUGGGAACACUCCAAGGAGAGAUGAUGAAUCCUUUGAUGCCCAAUCUGUGCUUAUCUCUCCCAAACCUGUUAAAGUGAAAUCGAGGUGGCGUCGGACUAGCGAGCUAGAACAAGUGGUUGGUCGUAAUGGAAAUUCAGAUCAGAGUAGCUGUAACAACAGUCCAUGCAGUAUGUCACCAAAAGCUGGUUGCAGUCUUCCACCUUUAUCCGAUACCAGAGACUCUGAGGGAAAAACCCAGUUAGAAUUAGGGGAAAAUAUUGCCAUCAUACAAGAAAGAUUGAAAUCUUUCGAAAUUGUAGAAGAAAAUCAAUACUUAACCAGUAGGAACACCAGCAAGGAGGUCAAAAGGAUGUUGUGUGAUUGUUCCCUCACUAAAGAGGAAAUUGCUCGUGGAGAACUCGGUUGCGGAGAAGAUUGCAUCAAUCGACUCCUUAUGAUAGAAUGUGGACCUCGUUGCCAGUUAGGAGUUCGAUGCACAAACAAACGUUUCCAGAAAAGGCAGUAUGCUAAAAUAGAAGUAUUUAACACGGAGAAGAAAGGAGUUGGACUUCGUGCUCUGCAAGAUAUGGAUCCAGGAGAUUUCAUUAUUGAAUAUGUGGGAGAGGUAAUUGAUCCUCGGGAAUUCCAUCGCCGUGCCAAAGAUUAUGCGCGCGAAAAAAAUAAACACUACUAUUUCAUGGCUUUGAAGUCGGAUGCCAUCAUCGACGCAACUCAGCAGGGCAACGUGUCACGCUUUAUCAACCACAGUUGUGACCCGAAUGCAGAAACCCAAAAAUGGACUGUAAACGGUGACUUACGGGUCGGCUUUUUCGCACGUAAAACUCUUAAACAUGGGGACGAAGUUACUUUUGACUACCAGUUCCAACGCUAUGGUAAAGAGGCACAGCGUUGCUAUUGUGAGUCUGCCAACUGUCGAGGAUGGAUAGGAGAAGAUCCUGAAAAGGAAGACAAGAAUCGGGAUAAAAAAGAAAAACGAGAUCGCGAGAAACGAAAAAGCCGAAACGUAUUCAGGGAAGAGGUUAAUACCAUUGACCUGGAAAGUGAAAUCGAGAGAUUGGUUACGUUGGGAGUUAAAAACCGCACUGAGACCCUAAAUCUUUCGCGUCUAAUGGUCAGGGUGGAAGAUUUUGAAGCUCGGAAGAACAUCCUUACAGUAUUACGGAAUUCAGAGCAAGCGUGUCGGCGACUGUUUUUAGAUUACCACGGCCUUAAGUUGCUUUGGGGUUGGAUGGUUGAUGCUUCAUCCCUUGGCCAAAGUUCUGAGAACCUUCAGUUUAAGUUGGACCUGCUCUCCACAUUAUCUAGCCUUCCAGUGCCUAAUAAAACCAUGCUGUUGGACAGCAAGUUAAUAUCCAUUGUUGAAAAAUGGUCUACUGUUAGUGAAUCUCCAUCAACGGUGGAGGUACCUAAGCCGGAAAACUCAACUGAAACUGAAGAAAUGGUCGAAAAUCAAAUGGAACUACCAAAUCAAAUAAUUUCCAUGGCAUCUCAGUUGCUUGACUCGUGGUCAAAUUUAAAAGAAGUCUUCCGAAUUCCCAAAAGAGAGCGUAUUGAAAAAAUGAAAGAACAUGAACGUGAAGCCGACAAAGAGUGGAACAUGAUUCCCGAUGUGGCUGAUCAGCUCAACAAGCAAAGUAGCUAUGACCGCCGACCAAAUAACCAACAUCGGAUGGAUUCGGUUUAUCGAGAACCUAAGGAAAGGGAGAAAUUGAAAAGGUUACGGGAUUCUCCUGAUCGAGAAAACCGUAAAAUGCCUCGUUUGGAAGUUGACAAUAUUUCGAAAGAGGAGCGUCGACGACUGUUCGCCCUUAAAGUUGCCCAACAGGAUGAAGAGCUGCGUGCACGAAAGUGCCAGGCUGACGUUUGGAGAAGGCAUUUAGAAAAAUGUCUCGCAUUUGGCGUUGAGCCAGCCAUCACACCCUUUGAUUGUGAAGCAACUCCUUUCCUCGCUUCAGCCAGCCCCGGCUAUAGUAUUGGGCUACCUCAAGUAAUUUGGGAUCCUGUUCUUGGUGUUUGGCAACCUUGUUCAGAUGAACUUGGUUCAUCAUCGGCAAAUCUCUCUGCUCUUACACCGCUCUCCGAAACCAGCUCAACCAAUCAAGCAAAGGUUUCCAAUGAGCCACCCCUCCUCCACCUAGUCAUACCAAAAGGUUAUAAUCCGACUAUUAUGGGUCCUCUUGUCAUGGACUUUGACCUUUGUAAACAUGAAGGUUCUGGGGUCCCUUAUGUUCCAGCCUCACUUGUGGUUCCAUUGGAAAAUGAUUCUUUCCACACUGGCACUUCUCUUGGUGAUUCCACGGAAGUUCCUCUGUUGCCAUUUAAACUUCCCUCCUUCUGGCGACAUGCUAUGGACGAACGUGGUCGUAUCUAUUAUUACCAUGUACGUUUAAGGCUAGCGCAGUGGGAGCCUCCUACAGCGGAAGUUGACACACCCGAUUUUAGCUCCGAAGAGGAGGAAGAAGUGGAAGAUGCUAUUGAGCCCGUCACAUCAACCGCCGUUGUUGAUUCGGCAGCUAACUCCAUUUCGCAAAAUUCUAAAGAACAGGAAAGAGAGCGGCGGAGAAGUCUUCUUUGCCGCGAGAAAAUCAUAAGCCCACGCAGUGAAUUUGAAAAAAGUGAUGAUGCUCAAAGAUAUCGCGAGCUUAAGGAACGCGUUUUGCGCCAAAAACUUGCUCGCAUUCGAGAACGAGGUCUUUGGAUAGAAGAAACCAAAACUGAAGAAAAGACCAAAAGUAGGGAAAAAGAAAGAAGAAAGUUAAAUGAAAAAGAGAAACAAAAGAUGAGAAAGCGAGCCAAAGAAAAAUACAAACGCUCUUUACUCAAGGUAGAUGGCCGCAAGAAGACCAAAGAACCAAGCGCAAAAGAUAAAGUUGAAGCAGCUGGGAUAGACGAAAAAGAUGGAGAAGCUGUCGUCAAUGGUGAAGGGAACGACAUAGGCGGAGAAAGAUAUAUGAUGGAGGGAUCGUUAGACGACUACAUGCUAAUAGGUGAAGCCGAAGACGAAGCUGGUGAGCAAGAAAGGAACCGAAAUGUCUCCGCCAACACAGUUCGCAAAAUCAAGGAUGCUUUCCGUAUGAAAAUCUCAUCUGAUAUUGUCAACAUUCUCAAUCCGUAUCGGCGACCUGAUUGCAAACUCGGGCGCAUAACCUGUACAGAUGAUUUCAAGCAUUUGGCACGGAAGAUGACACAUUUCGUUUUGGCAAAGGAGCUCAAGCACUGCCGUAAUAUUCAGGAUUUAGUGGUGAACGACAGCGUCAAGCAUAAAGCAAAGGAUUUUAUUAAGAAAUACAUGGCGAAAUUCGGACCUGCAUAUAAGCGGGGAAACGACGAAGACGCAUGAACUCGACUCCUAAUCAUUUUGUCUUGUAACAGUGUAUCGCCCGACUGUUGUGUACAAUGUAUUUAGCUCCUGCAAUUUUUAUCUGUUUUAAAAAGAAAACAAAAAAACGAUGAAUAUAUGAAAUUUCAACGAA